AUGUUGUCUCUAUUACUCCUCUAUGUUCUGAUCCUCCUCUCCUCCUAUUCCUCUCUCCUGGAGGCCAGUGUGGAUGAAUCUUUCAGGGAGUGCUCUCAUUUCCUGUACCACCAGAAGCCCCCUCAGGGCGUACGGCAACCCGGGCUACACAUGAUCUGUCAGCGCUUUGAAGGUGUGCCACGCUACGCAACCCUGUAUGACCCUGCCCGCCGUAUACCCCUCUACUCAGCAUAUACCUUUAAAGGGUCCAACGGAGAGAAGAUGGGCAACUACCCCUGGAUGUAUGAACCACAGCUUUCCAGUGCAUCUGAAACUGGAAACAUGCAGCCCUUUCCUCAAUCAGGAGUUGGUCAGCGUUUGGAGGAGGGUCAGGCUGUAUUAGCUGACUACACUGAUGCUUUUAACUAUGAGCGAGGCCAGCUGAACCCAGACCAGCACCAGUCCAUGGUCGGGGACAAAGCUGCCACCUACACACUGACCAACGUGGUGCCCAUGACCAAAGAGUUCCUCCGGAAGCGCUGGGAGCCGUACCUGGAAACUGUCCGGCAGCGCCUCAACAACUACUGCCGCGGCAAGGCCUAUGUGGUGACCGGAAUCACCACUGCUGGACUCACUAUGCGCAGAGCUAACAUCAACCGAGUGACUGUUCCCAAACACAUCUGGUCUGCUUACUGUUGCCCUGACUUUGACCCUGGUGUGCCGUACGAUAUCCGCUAUAAGUUUCCUUCUUUUGCUGCAUAUGGCCUCAAUGAUGUUUUAGAUAACGAUAUUAAUGAAGUUUCAUCAAAAAGCCUGGAGAUGCUGGUGAAGAGAGAAAUGCCAGUGGAUCAAAACUUUCAGCUAUUUUAUGGUAACUGUAUUCAAGAGGUAUAA
Messenger RNA from Astyanax mexicanus (Mexican tetra), 873 nucleotides. Its product is annotated as endonuclease domain-containing 1 protein-like. NCBI's taxonomy places the organism in Eukaryota, Metazoa, Chordata, Actinopteri, Characiformes, Acestrorhamphidae. The transcript has 2 exons. The record is from RefSeq and is a predicted model, not a curated record. Gene Ontology annotation, molecular function: metal ion binding; hydrolase activity; nucleic acid binding. Bases 1 to 873 code for a protein of 290 amino acids.